Messenger RNA from Exophiala bonariae, 2793 nucleotides. RefSeq lists its product as uncharacterized. NCBI's taxonomy places the organism in Eukaryota, Fungi, Ascomycota, Eurotiomycetes, Chaetothyriales, Herpotrichiellaceae. The transcript is spliced from 4 exons. Bases 1 to 2793 code for a protein of 930 amino acids. Gene Ontology annotation, biological process: carbohydrate metabolic process; peptidoglycan turnover. The record is from RefSeq and is a predicted model, not a curated record. Gene Ontology annotation, molecular function: hydrolase activity, hydrolyzing O-glycosyl compounds; acyltransferase activity, transferring groups other than amino-acyl groups.
AUGGCCACCAACGGGGAUGUCCCCUCCCUGUGGGACGAAUCAAGACAGCUAGGCCAACUGUUUAUGAUGGGCUUUGAUGGAACUUCUGUCACGGAUCAAGUCAAGGUUCUUAUUGAGAAGUAUCACGUAGGCUCGAUACUUCUCAAAGCUCAAAAUCUGAAAUCUGCUGAACAGACAACAAAUCUGGUCCUUGAACUUCAGAAGAUUGCUCGAAAAGCUGGCCAUCCCGUUCCGCUACUGAUUGCACUUGAUCAGGAGAAUGGAGGUGUCAACAGUCUUUACGAUGAUGUAUAUAUCCGCCAAUUUCCAAGUGCAAUGGGCAUGGCCGCCACGGGUUCCAAAAAGCUAGCCAAGGACAUUGCUCGGGCUACUGCACAAGAGUUGAACUCUUGUGGCAUCAACUGGAUCUUGGGACCUGUCUUCGACGUUCUUACCAAUGCAAGAAAUCAACCACUGGGAGUCCGGUCAAUUGGUGAUGACCCAAAUGAAGUUUCAGCAUAUGGGGUCGAGUGUAUGAAGGGUUACCAAGAAGGCGGAGUUGCCACUUGUGGUAAACAUUUUCCUUCAUAUGGUAACCUGGAGUUCUUUGGAGUGCCGGAUGAUGUUCCAACAAUCACAGACUCACUAGAGAACCUAAGUCAAAGUGCUCUAGUUCCAUUCCGUGCAGCAAUAACGCAAGGCCUUGACUCAAUGAUGGUAGGUGGUGUAGCCAUGGCGACCUCACAAGUCAAUGUGAUGCAUGCAUGUUUGUCGGAACAGAUUGUCAGGGACCUUCUAAGGACUGAAAUGCGGUUUGAGGGCGUGGUAGUCUCAGAAUGUCUGGAAAUGGAAGCUCUGAGCAGAAAUAUCGGCAUCAGUGGCGGAACGGUCAUGGCUUUCAAAGCUGGCUGUGACUUGAUCCUGACUUGUCGGACGCUAUCAGUUCAAGAAGACGCCAUUAACGGACUAAAAGCUGGGUUGGAUAAUGGAAUGAUUGAACGCUUUCGCGUUCAAGAGUCUGUUCAACGAAUACUCAGUUUGAAAUCGCGAUAUACCUCUUGGGAAAGAGCAUUCUCUCCUGCAGGAACGGAAAAUCUCGCACUCCUACAACCCCUACACACUAAUCUCUCGAACUCGGCUUAUAGUCAGUCCAUCACUGUUGUUCGCGACCAAAACCAUUACCUUCCACUAUCUCGAGCCAUCAAAGCAGAGGACGAGCUUCUCCUUUUGAGCCCAUUGGUUAAACCGCUACCUGCCUCGGCAUUAUUCCACCAUAAGCAAUCCGAGUUCUCUACAGCACCCACUUAUGGACGGAGCCCUAGCUUUGACACGAACGCCUCGAUCAUGAGUGGUGAGCAAGUCUUUCGAGGUCUCGGAAGGGCGCUUGCAAGUUAUCGAAAUGGCAAGAUAUCUCAUACAUCGUACACAGCAAAUGGAGUACGCCCUCUACAUGAGAACCUUCUGAGUCGAGCUCAAGGGGUCAUUGUCAUCACGGCAGAUGCGGGUCGCAACAUGUAUCAGAAUGCAUUUGCAAAGCACAUUUCGAUGCUGUGCAAACUAUCAGUUGGGUCAAAUGGCAAACCAAAAGAGAAGCCAUGUGUGGUCGUUGCCGUCAGUUCGCCAUUCGACUUUGCGACGGAUCCUACCAUUGGCACGUACAUCUGUACGUAUGAUUUCACAGAAACAGCUCUCCGAACUCUAGUUCGAGUGCUUUAUGGAGAGAUAUCUCCAACGGGGAUUUUACCUGGAUCCUUCAGCCAGAGGCCUCAAACCAGCCAGGCAAGACAGCAAUGGCUGGUCGAAAGCUUUGGAGAAGAUCGCGAUCGCAAAGCUCUUGACAUGCUGCUUGAGCAAUGUAGGGAUGAGCCAUCUGUCCAUGCGAGUCUUCUACGCAAUACCACAACAAAUACCUUUUUGCUACGUGAUCCAGAUGUGGAGGAGGCGCAUUUCGUGGUCAGGAACAGCAGUACGAAAGAAUUGUUUGGAUUCUGCACGACAUACUAUUUCAAGACCAGCGGUAUUGGGCAUAUUGGAGCAAUUAUCGUUGAUCCGGCUCGUCGGCGCUUGUCUAUCGGACAUUCUCUACAUGAUCGUGCUGUACGAGCUCUUCUCCAGAAGAAGGGCAUUACCAAGUUCCAACUUGGGGUGAGAUAUCCGAAUGUUUAUCUUGGUAUCCCCAAACUUGACCCCGUUGACUCCAAGAGGUUACGUCUUUGGUUUGCAAAGCUUGGCUGGAAUGUUUCUCUCACAAACCCAGUAACGACCAUGACCAUCCGGGAUCUGGUGAGCUGGUCUCCCCCAGAUGGUUUGGGACAGUCUUUGACAAGUUCCGAUGUCAAGUACGAUCUCGUCCAUGGAUCUGACUACCUGGACGUCACUAUGGAUCACCUCACAAGAGCUGCUCGACUUGAUGUACAAGGCAUCUAUCGAGCUGCUGUUGCCUCGAAAGAACAGGCUGGCAUUAUACGUGCUAAAAGAGUCAAUGAUCAAGCUCUACUGGCGAGUGUGUUGGUUCUGAAACCCGAAUUCAAAGGAUCUGAACACAUAGCGUCAUGGAACAAGUCACUCGGCAUGGGUUGUAUCUCAUCGCCAGUGAUCUCAACAAUUCACAGUGACCGAAUGACUUUGUUCCAGGGUAUUCUCCUGUUGGCUCUUCGGUAUUUCAAAAAGCAAUCUGCGCGAUCUGUGAUACUUGAUUAUGCUCGUGAGGACUUCACGAUUGAUGGCCUCAAACAACUCGGGUUCAGCACUGCCAACAGCUUUGACGAAGUCACCAGUGAUCCUGUACACUGGACCAUGAUGACACCAGCUUGA